AUGCACACACACCGAGAUGAGCCCAAUUUAAUUGCAAACUUCCAAAUUGGUGACAUUGGACCUGGCUCUUAUAACCUUUCAACAAAAAGUGUUAGUGGUGGUUUUAUAUUCCAAAACACCACCACUUUGGAAUAUGUGCACAAGAGUUAUUCUGUAUUUAUCCAGACUGAUAAAGCAAUCUAUAAGCCUGGACACAAAGUGCAGUUUCGAAUCAUUGUCCUCAAUACCCACUUGAAGCCAAAUAUCAAGAGUGCUCUAGAUUUUUACAUUGCAGAUGGAAAAGGAAAUAGAGUUAAACUAUGGAAGCGGGCAGUGCCACGAAAUGGAGUGUUCAGCGCUGAGCUCCAGUUGUCCGAGUCGCCUGUCCUUGGCGAUUGGUCAAUUGUUGUCACCAUUUUAGAUCAGACAUUCCAGAAAUCUUUCCAUGUUGCUGAAUAUGUUUUGCCCAAAUUUGAGGUCACAGUUGAUGUGCCUCCCCAUGGCACUUUCAAGGAUUCACAUAUUGUUGCUACUGUACAUGCAAAAUAUACUUAUGGAAAGCCUGUGAGAGGAGAAGCAACAAUAACUGUUUAUCCAAAUAUUUUCUCUGGUGUCAUCCAACCAAUUUUCCAAAAUCCUAUUCGGAAAGUUGUACCAAUUGAUGGGAAAGCCAUUGUUGAGUUUGAUAUUAAAAAUGAAUUGCAAUUGGAAGAUGAUUUUGAGAGAACAAUUCAGCUUGAUGUUGCUGUGGAAGAAGAAUUGACUGGAAGACGUCAGAACAAUUCUGCUCAAAUUGUUUUGCAUAAACACAAGUAUAAAAUGGAACUAGUAAAAACAUCAGAUUACUUCAAACCAGGGCUUAAAUACACAGCAUUUGUUAAGCUUGCCCACCAUGAUGAUACUCCUGUACAAGAUGAAAGAAACCCUGUAAAGAUUAGAUAUGGUUUCACUGGUGAUCCUGAACAGUAUACAGAAGAAAGUCACAAUCUUCCAAAGAAUGGAAUCAUAGAACUUAACUUCUACCCUCCACUCUCAGCCAAUCAGACAGUCUCUCUUGGAAUAGAGGCUGAAUAUUUGGAUUUGAAAGAAUGGUUUUCAACCAUUAGUGCUGCAAUGUCUCCAAGUGAUACUUUCAUUCAGGUUAUUGUGAAGACUGAUAAACCAAAGGUUGGAGAAGAUGUGGUUAUUGAAGUAAAUUCAACAGCAUCUUUAAAGUACUUCAUGUAUCAAGUAGUGGGGCGUGGUGAUAUCAUUGUGUCUAAAACAAUUACCACAAAUGGUAGAAAUACUUAUCAAGCACGAUUCCUGGCUACAUAUGCUAUGGCACCAACAGCCCAUGUAAUCGUUUCAUAUCUAAAAGAUGAUGGUGAAGUUGUUGCUGAUGCUAUUGAUAUAGAAAUUGAUGGAAUGCUUCAAAAUUUUGUAAAUGUUGAAUCAAACCCUCAAGAAACGCAACCUGGUGGAGCAAUUGAUUUGAAAAUUGAAGCAAAACCAAAUUCAUAUAUUGGGCUUCUGGGCAUCGAUCAAAGUGUUUUAUUACUGCGUUCAGGAAAUGAUAUUACUCGGAAAGAUGUCUUGGAAGAGUUGCGAAGCUAUGAUUCAGGUCGAUCAUAUUAUCUUCCUGAUUUCAUUGGAAGAAACAGAUUUAAAAGAUCGUUAUUCUGGUGGCCAGGAUCUUCCACAGCGCAUGAAGUAUUUGAUAGGUCUGGAACAGUUAUUUUAACAAAUGGACAUGUUUUUGAUUAUUCUCCUGUCGUGUACUACAGGUCUAACUUUGGGGAUGAGCUGUAUUCUGACCUUUCCGCUGCGCCUGUCCCUGCUUUUAGUGCGAUGGGAUUGGGAGGUGUGAUGGAGUCAGGCAUUAAAAUCCGACAACAUUUUCCUGAGACGUGGCUGUGGGAUGCGCUAGACACUGGGUCUAGUAUAGAAGUUGGUUCUCGUUAUGAUCAGAAUUCGAAUGGACAAAACCGAGUUCUCUAUCGCACUGAUCCUGUAUCUGGUCCAUCCACUGUGAAGCCAGAUCUGGGGCCACCGGUGACUAUCAGACCUGUGACUCGCCCUCCGCUCGCAGGCCCCUUUGCCUUCUCACGCAUCCCCCCUCCUGUGUGGACCGCGCCCCGCGUUUUCCUCCUGCAUGACCCAGCCUCCACUUGGCUUUUCACCAACCUUUCUUCAGGAUCUGAUGGCAAGGCUUCUCUAAAGAGUGAAGUGCCAGACACCAUAACUUCUUGGGUCCUAAGUGCAUUUUCUAUUGACCCCAUAUAUGGACUUGGAUUGAUAGAAGAACCAAGGAAGAUACGAGUGUUUCGCCCUUUCUUUGUUUCUCUGGAUUUGCCAUACUCAGUAAUCAGAGGAGAAAUUGUUGCCAUUCCAAUUGUUGUCUUUAACUACAUGAACAAAGAUCUUUCUGCAGAUGUGACUUUACUGAAUGAUGGGCUUGAAAAUUUUGAUUUUGCUGAAAUCUCAAAUGAUGUGGAAGCACAGUCAAAAUUGGAAGUAUUCCGCACAAAGAAGUUACUUGUCAAAGCUAAUAGUGGAGCUUCUGUGUCUUUUAUGAUCACACCAAGAAAACUUGGAUAUAUUAAUAUCAAAGUGACAGCAGUCACUAGUCGUGCUAGAGAUGGUGUGGAAAGAAAGCUUCUUGUAAAGCCUGAAGGAGAAACUCAGUUUGAGAAUAAAGCUAUUUUUGUGGACCUAAGGAGUGCAAGUACUUUUAAAACCAACAUUUCACUAAAUUUUCCGAAGUAUUUUGUCCCUGAGUCUGAAAAAGUACAGAUAUCUGCAGCAGGAGACAUUCUUGGACCUAGCAUACCCAACCUUGCCAAUCUAAUAAAAAUGCCUUUUGGAUGUGGGGAACAGAAUAUGCUCAACUUCGUACCAAAUAUUGUGGUUAUUGAUUAUUUACGUAAUACCAGACAAUUGACCCCUGCAGUGGAACACAAAGCCACUCGGUACAUGGAGACUGGAUAUCAACAGGAAUUAACAUACCGUAGAGAAGAUGGUUCAUUUAGCGCAUUUGGAAAUAAUGACAAUCAUGGCAGUACAUGGUUAACAGCGUUUGUGGCCAAAUCUUUCCACCAAGCAAUGCCUUACAUCACUGUUGAGGAAAGAAUUAUCCACGAGGCUCUUCAGUGGUUGGCGAACAACCAGGCAGCCAAUGGAAGCUUUCCGGAAGUGGGCAAAGUCAGCCACAAGGACAUGCAGGGAGGGGCCGCCAACGGGGUGGCUCUGACAGCAUAUACACUCAUUGCAUUCCUAGAGAAUAAGAAUUCUACAUCACUGUAUCGCAAUACAAUCAAUAAAGCUUUGGAUUAUGUGGUCAAAAACUUAAAUGGCCUAGAGGAUGUUUAUGCCAUUUCCAUUUGCACAUAUGCACUUCACUUGGCUGAUCACACAUCAAAGACUCUUGCUUUUAAUUUACUUGAGAGCAAAGCCAACACAACAUCGAAUAUGAAAUGGUGGAACAAAGUGGAUUCUGAUCCAGGAAAUCCAUGGAAUAACUUGCCAAACUCAGUAAACAUUGAAAUGACAUCUUAUGCCCUUCUUUCCUACCUUAAAAGAGGUUUAAUACAAGACAGUCUUCCAAUAAUGAGGUGGCUUGUAUCUCAAAGGAAUGAUGCUGGAGGAUUUGCUUCAACACAGGACACUGUUAUUGGAUUGACUGCUUUAGCAAAAUUAGCAGAACAAAUUGUUUCUGAUUCUACCAGUAUGACCUUGACAUUUAAUCAAGGAAGUAGUGUUUUGGCUAACAUCAAUAUAAACAAUGGAAAUUUAAUGAUAUUACAAAAACAUGAAGUGUCUCCCAAAGUUCGUGAAAUAGAAAUAUCAGCCACAGGGACUGGAUUUGCUGUGAUUCAGGUGUCUUACCAAUACAAUGUAAAUGUGACCGGAGCUUGGCCAAGAUUUACCCUUGAUCCUCAGGUGGAUAAGAAUUCUGAUCAUAAUCAUCUGCAACUUACUAUUUGUUCUGGUUUUGUUGGUAGUAAAGAUGGCAACGAAAGCAAUAUGGCUGUCAUGGAAGUUACAUUGCCAUCAGGGUUCACUGUUGACAGAGAUUUUCUUCCAAGUUUAAGAGUAUCACAGAAUGUCAAAAGAGUAGAAACUAAGGACGGUGACACAGUAGUAAUGAUGUAUUUUGAUAAAAUGAUGAAGGAAGAAUUCUGUCCUACAGUUUCUGCAUACAGGACUCAUAAAGUAGCUAAACAAAAGCCUGUUCCAGUGACAAUAUAUGAUUACUAUGAUUCAUCACGAAGAGCUCGAAUGUUUUAUGAACCUCAGAAAGCCACAUUGUGCGACAUAUGUGAAGGGGAAGACUGUGGUGAUGUAUGCUCGAGCAGACCAAAACCUCGAAAUCAAGAUUCUACAGCUGACGGAGGUUCUUCAGAGUUAGGAAAACCACUUGGGUGCAUCAUUUCUACUAUAAUAUUUACAUUUAUUGUAAGGUAUAUGUAGUUAACUUUCUGAAUAUGACUUUUAUAACUUUGUUUUUCAUACUCGACUUGAAAUUUUAAAUUUCAAUUUUGAAAUUAAAAUGCUCUUCCCUAAUAUUCCAAUAUUCACAUUUUUUUCACUUACAUGAAAGAAAACUGCAAUAAGUCAAAUGCUUCAAGUUUCUUCAACAGAUUUAAAAAGGAUAAUAAAAAAAGAAUAGAAAAAAAUAGUUGAGAGGGAGAGAUGAAAAUCAAUCAGUAUUUUUCCAAGUACUGAAGUUUAAUUUCAUUUUUUGAAAGGGGAGUUUUUGUUAAGGUCUGUGAAAUAUUGUAAAUUAAUGUAGUUGCAAAGGAAUUAGUUUUUAUUACUGUUGAAAAAAAAUAUUAAGAAAUGAGAAAAUGAAAUUAGCCAAAUAUUUUAAUACUUGGUGUUGCAUGUCGUACCAAACAAUUCAUUGCAUUAAUAACGUUAAAGAAAAAAAGAGUUCAACUGAAGCGAAUUUGGAAUUAGUCUAGCUAAUUUGGUUAAGCAACUUCGAGUUCCAUACAAGAGGAAAAUAAUUGUUUGUUUUUAGUAAUUCCAAGGGAGAUGAAUUAUAUUCGAAACGUGUGAGUGGUUGAUUCUUGGACAUAUAACUAACCAUUUUUUUUCCUCGUAAAACAACAUCAACAAAUUAACUACAACAGUCUAAUGUAUGAAUAAAUAUUGAAAAUGUCUUUAUAUGUACUUAUGUGGAACUCUUUUUGUCGCUACUUGGUCUGCAUUUGGUUAUCAUGUAACUGAUUAAUUAAAUAAGAGCUGCAAUAAAUAUAUAAUAUUCUUAGAAGAAGAUAAUAAUAAUAAUAAUAACAAUAAAGAAAAGACUUAUAAAGCAAACCGAAAAUUUCAUUAAAUGAAACAUUCGUAUUGUAUUGUACUUAAAUAACUGCAAUUUACAUUCCAUUAAAUUAAAUUUAAUUACUUAAGACUUAUAUGUUCAUAGAAAUUAGGAAAAAAUAAGGCUAACAUUAAACAUGCUUUUUUUCUUACAUUAGUUCCUUUUCAAAUAAUGUGAUAGCUUACCAAACAAGUAUGAGUGUGUAUUUAUAUAAUUAUUUUUCAUAAUAAUAGAUCUAGAGAAGCAAAAACAAUAUUUUUCAUGAAUAAUGUUUACAAAUUGUCAAGUUGUACAAAAUAAGAAAUAACAUUUUCACCUUUUUGAAAUA
This is a messenger RNA of Gryllus bimaculatus (two-spotted cricket), 5615 nucleotides long. The record is from the annotation of a GenBank genome assembly. NCBI's taxonomy places the organism in Eukaryota, Metazoa, Arthropoda, Insecta, Orthoptera, Gryllidae.